Molecule: messenger RNA, 1069 nt
Organism: Molossus molossus (Pallas's mastiff bat)
Lineage: Eukaryota; Metazoa; Chordata; Mammalia; Chiroptera; Molossidae
Product: trace amine-associated receptor 3
Exons: 1
Coding region: 21-1052 (343 amino acids)
Biological process (GO): G protein-coupled receptor signaling pathway
Cellular component (GO): membrane
Molecular function (GO): trace-amine receptor activity
Source: RefSeq, a predicted model, not a curated record
AUUUGAAAAGAUAAAGCACCAUGGACCUAACUUAUAUUCCUGAAGACUUAUCCAGCUGUCCAACAUUUGGAAACAAAUCCUGUCCUCCCACCAACCGCCCUUUUCGCCUCCGGGUGAUAAUGUAUUCGAUGAUGACUGGAGCCAUGGUGAUCACGGUCUUCGGAAACUUGGUUAUAAUGAUUUCCAUAUCGCAUUUCAAACAACUGCACUCUCCUACGAACUUUCUGAUCCUCUCCAUGGCAACCACGGACUUUCUGCUGGGUGUGCUCAUUAUGCCCUACAGCAUGGUGCGAUCAGUGGAGAGCUGCUGGUAUUUUGGGGAUGGCUUUUGUAAAUUCCAUGCAAGCUUUGACAUGAUGCUAAGCCUGACUUCCAUUUUCCACCUCUGUUCUAUUGCUAUUGAUCGAUUCUAUGCUGUGUGUUACCCUUUGCAGUACACAACCACAAUGACCCCCUCCGUGAUAAAGAGGCUGCUGGCAUUCUGCUGGUCGGCCCCCGCGUUUUUUUCCUUCGGUUUAGUUCUAUCCGAAGCCAAUGUUUCGGGGAUGCAGAGCUAUGAGAUUCUUGUUGCUUGCUUCAAUUUCUGUGCACUCACUUUUAACAAAUUUUGGGGGACAAUAUUGUUUGCUACAUGUUUCUUUACUCCUGGCUCCAUCAUGGUUGGUAUUUAUGGCAAAAUUUUUAUCGUUUCCAAGCAACAUGCUCGAGUUACCAGCAACAGGCCCGCAAAGACGAAGGAGGAAGUGAAAAAAAAUGUGUCUAAGAAAAAGGACAGGAAAGCCGCUAAGACUCUGGGUAUAAUAAUGGGGGUGUUUCUAGCUUGCUGGUUGCCUUGUUUUCUUGCUGUUUUGAUCAACCCAUAUCUGGACUAUUCUGCCCCCAUAAUACUACUUGAUCUUUUAGUGUGGCUUGGUUAUUUCAAUUCUACUUGCAACCCCCUCAUUCAUGGUUUUUUUUAUCCAUGGUUUCGAAAAGCUCUCAAGUACAUAGUGUCAGGGAAAAUAUUUAGCUCCCAUUCAGAGACUGCAAAUCUGUUUCCUGAAACACACUAAUUACAAAGACACUAGAA